CCGUGCCGCACCCGCUCGCCGGGCUCUCCAGUCCCGGCAUGCAGCGCGGCGGAGUUUGAAUGGCGCUGGCUAUGCUGAGUGGGCCCCGGCGCUAGGACUCCACCGCCGCCCAAUCCGGCCGCUUGCAUUUGAGGCCGGGCCAGCAGCAGGCACGGUAGCGGCGCUGGACCAUGAGCGGCAGCAGGGAUUUUGAAGAUUAUGGCAUCUGAAGCCCAAAAUGUUAGAAAACAAAACCUAUUGUGUCUUGAAGACCAUCAUCCUGUUGAUCUCCCUAGAAAAAGGAGCUCUCGUUUCAUUAAUGAGAACAUGAAGGAGGGUAAGAAAUCUGCAAAACAUUUGGCUUCUUGCACAAGCAGAACAGUUGGACAAACUGUGACCAGCCCCCACCCUCUCUUCAGAGCAGUCUACUGCAAAAGAAAAGUUCUCUAUUAUUCUCCAAAGCCUUGUUUCAAAAAGAAACAGCUCCCUAAAGUCAAGGGCCGUGACAUGGCAAAUAAGGAAAAUGAACUGGCAUGUGCAGGUAAUCUGCCAGCAAAACUGCCUGCUGAUGGCCGUACAUUCUUACUGAACUCUAGUGAGUCUGGACGCUCUCAGGCAGAAAGUCCUUCGUCAAAGUAUAGUGGAUUUUUUUCAGAGGUUUCUGAAGACCAUGACACGAUGGCACAAGUCCUCUUCAGCAGAAAUCUGCGACUGAAUGUAGCUCUAACCUUCUGGAGGAGGAGAAGUAUAAGUGAGCUUGUAGCCUAUUUAGUAAGGAUACAAGAUCUUGGUGUAGUGGUAGACUGUCUUCCUGUGCUUACCAGCAGUUUACAGGAAGAAAAACCAUAUAUUUCUGUUGGCUGCUGUGUAGAUCUUCUGCCAUUAGUAAAAUUACUGCUUAAAAGUAAAUUUGAAGAAUAUGUGAUAGUUGGCUUAAAUUGGCUGCAGGCUGUGAUUAAAAGAUGGUGGUCAGAACUCUCUGCUCAUACAGAAAAGAUAGAAGAUGGAAAUAUUCAGAUUUUAAAAGAACAAUUAAGUGGAUUAUGGAAACAAGAAAAUCAUCUUACUUUGGUUCCAGGAUAUACGGGUAACAUAGCAAAGGAUGUGGAUACUUAUUUAUUACAGCUGCACUGACAUUCUUGGAGGACAUAAGAGUGUGUAUAUAUAUGUGUGUGUGUGCAUGUAACUGUGUUGGCUAAAAAAGCCCUUCAGAUAGCUCUGGACAGCAUACUGCUUCGAAAGCGACAUCAUUUACGAACUGUCUUGACAGAAGAGACUAGACUUUCAGUACUGUUUAAUAUAACCACUAAAAUCCAUCUGCUUCACAUUGAAGUGGAAAAAUUUCUAAUAGGAGCAACUUUUACUUCAGUGAGGUGAAAGUGCACUAUGAAAACUGUAUGUAAUGCCUUGCUGCAUCUGGGGAUUUAUUCAGUUGGUGAAGUAAUGAAACUACUACUGUGUUUCUUCUACAUCAUUGUAUAAAACAACAACACUUAAUCAUGAAGAUGGGAUUACAGAACCAGUUACUAGGAACCACAAGAGACCAGUCGCCAUAAAUAUUUUUAAACUUUUUUGUGUAUGAACUGUAAAAUGUUUGUAUAUAUGUAUAUAUUGAACAUAUGUUAACGUUUAAAACAUUGAUCUGCUGUAUUAAAACUCUGAAAUGUCUGCUAUAUUAAUCAAGACAUUAAAGACUAUUUUUGUUGCACUCCUGAGAGACUAUAUAUAGCAAGAGGCCUUAACUACUAAGCAUUGCAAAUAGCCAAUAUAUUAAGAUAUAGCAUAGAGAGAUGAAAGCUCUUUAUUAAAAGUUCAUCAAGGUGGUGUUUAUAUACUGUGUAUAAAUCAUUUUGAAACAGUUUAUAUUCUUAAAUAUUUAGAUGGAUAUUUCCACUGUCUGACAUUCUAAAAAUAUAGGCACAGAGGAAAACCCACUUGGAAAUAUCAACAGAAUGGUGUGAAUCUGUACUCCUAGCGUUUUUUUAAAAUACUUAAAUUUUCUAGCGCUCUACUCUAUCACUUCACAUUACAUGCAUUCUCAAUUUUAUUACUAUGUUCGUUUUAAAAAUUAUGUUAAAAUAAUUUUACCUGGGCCCCCCACCUUACCAGGCACCUCAGCUGCUGUACUCCAGAUAUUUUAUCUCCUGCUCCAGAAAUGUUUACAGCCAAGGUAAGCCUGUGCUUUUCAGAUUCAAAAAUGCAUAUGCUACCUCCUCAACAAGUGGUGCUGGAGAUUUUGCAGGUGUACUUGCCCAAUGGCUAUUUUUCUUAACGAUUACUCUUAAGCAGAAAAGCAAUGCAGUACUUAAACACAAAUGUUUAUAGCUGUAUUUUGUCCUACUGACUUGUAAUUUAGUUCCAGUCUGCUGCUGCUGACCAGCUAGAUUAAAAAGUUUUGAUGGGCUUGAUGACACCUGUUUUAUGUAACUAGUAAAUAUGCUUGUCCAAAUAAAAUUAUAUGACGUGCAGGUGAGCACUAAAACUGAUGUAUUUUUACAGUGCAACUAAAUUCAUUGUUGGGUUAAUUUUUAUUAAAGAUGGCUUGAGACUUAUA
This is a messenger RNA of Eublepharis macularius, 2533 nucleotides long. RefSeq names its product katanin regulatory subunit B1 like 1 (gene KATNBL1). Lineage: Eukaryota; Metazoa; Chordata; Lepidosauria; Squamata; Eublepharidae. Gene Ontology annotation, cellular component: nucleolus. Gene Ontology annotation, molecular function: microtubule binding. The transcript has 10 exons. The record is from RefSeq and is a predicted model, not a curated record. The coding region runs from base 199 to 1113 and encodes 304 amino acids.